This is a messenger RNA of Eimeria maxima, 1590 nucleotides long. RefSeq lists its product as hypothetical. The record is from RefSeq and is a predicted model, not a curated record. The transcript is spliced from 7 exons. The coding region runs from base 1 to 1590 and encodes 529 amino acids. NCBI's taxonomy places the organism in Eukaryota, Apicomplexa, Conoidasida, Eucoccidiorida, Eimeriidae.
AUGCGAGGCUUGCAGACUGGUAUCGGUCUGAUCAAGCUUGUUGAAGACUGGAUAAUGUCUGUGAACGGCAGUGCAAUUCAAGAAGCUCUCAGCAACCCUGUAAGCGAGUAUCAUAUGAAGCCAAGUGUGCCGGUUGUGCAUAAUGCGCUUUCAUCUGACAUGUCUCUUAGGGAGCGCCACAUAAGCCGUACUGCAGAGCAGCGCAUUUUGCUCGGGCUUGCCUCCAGCCUGUACAAGUGUCUUGGCUCUCUGCAUGCCCUGGUGUUGCAGUUGCGCGUAAUGCGCCGGGACUGCCUGUUACCCAUCCUUAAGAAGCCCAUAUCUCAGGCAGAUUUCAAUCGACUGCAGGAAGGGCCUGAUUUCUGCACUCCGACAAAGUAUGCGGCAAUGAUGCAAGGUUUCUGCUCUCUUUCCCUCUAUGUAAUGAUUGCACCAUUCCUCAGCGUGCAGGCCAUGUGCACAUGGCUCCUGCUGUAUUGGAUAUACAAAUGUGCGUUGUUGCGUCUUGCAAAACGGCCGAACCCCGAAAUGACAGCUGUAGUUAACCAAGCUAUAUUGGUACUUCGGGCAUCGGUACUGCUCCUAGCAGCUGGCUCCUUUUUGCUGCGGCCUACGACAACAGGAAGCGCUGUACAGACCCUCCAUAUAUGCGGCUUUUCUGCGGGGGUAGUGGCCCUCGUUUCAAUCCUACUGCCACGCUGGUUGCAACUUAAAUUCACCUACCUCUGCGCGACUGGAGCGAAACCAACAACAUGGCAAACUGUGCACUACUACAAGCUUCAGCACGCUUUCUUUGUGCAUUAUCACACGUCCAAUCCAGUGUAUGCUUCCUGGGGGCCAGAAAGAAAUCCCCAGAUCCUUCGUGAACCGGGAGUAAGCGCAUGCUCCCCCGGUGCCACCGCAAAGGCAUUCGCUGCUAGAGGCGCAGCAAAGAGGGCCAGGCGGCGCAUGGCCGCUUUCAAGACCAGAAUACCCGAGGCUGCUUCUGCGUGCAAUAUCCCAAAGGCAGGUGGCGUCAAUUCUUCAGCCCCUGGUUCAGAUUCUGGCUGCAGUGAUGCAUCUGGAAGCAGUAGCAGGGAUAGCAGUGACAGCGAGACAACGGAUGACCUUGUUCCCAACGCCGCAGCCAUGAGAAGAUUAAGGGCUACACUGGUCGAGGGAAGGGCUGCGCCCGAAUUCCAGAGGCUCCUCAUAGAGUCACAAUCAAAAAGCACAGCUAAACCCAAAGCAAGGGCUUCUGCUGCUCAAGCUUCUGCAAGUAGCAAGCAAUCUAAAGAUGCGGCUUCUGGACAUUCGCCCUCUUUCCAAGGCACAUCCAGGACUAAUGGCAUGAAAGAGGCAGUCAAAAGUCCUCUAGGGAGGGACAGAAGUUUUCGAAGCCAGCAGUCUCUCCUCAGUGGAGAGGCAUUCCCCCGGAACGCCGCCACAGAAUCUGACGACACAGGAGAAUCGGAACAGCCCAGCAACUUUACUAGUUGGCUACAAAGUCUCCUGCUGAAGCACCUUUACUUCAUAGGCUGUUCGCUGAGUGAGUCCGAAGGUAGUGGAGUAUGCGCUGAUUCAGCAUGUGGGUCCACGCAUGACCGCUGA